AUGUCCGAGGGUAUUAGGCAGGAGAUCGCAUGUGGGACUAAGCGCAAGCGCGAAGCAACGGUGGUCAAGAAGCGCACGUCCCUCGCGUGUGAUACAUGUCGCAAGCAAAAGGAAAAAUGCGAAGGAGGUCAGCCAUGCUGGCGAUGUCAACGCUUAGAUCGACGGUGCCAAUUUUCAACUCCCCAGGCUACCCGAAGACCAAAUUAUUCGCCUCGAGAAGAUUCUUUACUUUGUCACAAUCCAGAACAGAGCAAUCGCCAUCAAAAGAACUUGGAACAGAUCGUGCAACAUUUUCUUGGUGAUAUAGAUUUAGAAGAAGAGAGUAUUGCGCGGGUCGCGGCAACAUAUGAGGCAAAGUCAAAAGAGAUGGAAAAUUCCCUAGAUGUGGCCGAAGAACCGUUUGAUGUCCACUUUGUGUCUAAAGAUGUCGCAUUUUAUUCGGGAGAAUUUUCUCACUGGAAUUUCUCGGAAAAGUUACGUCGAAGAAUGAGCUCUCGUCGAGCGUCAUCUGAUUUAAACGUCAAAGAAUACUGGCGACCGACCCAUCUCCAGUCUUCCAUCCAUAUCGUUGCCGAGGCCAUGACACAUUUACCACCGAGACCUAUCGCUGAAUUCCUGUCGAUCAUGUUCUUCAAAUAUACAGAAGUCAACUCUUUCUACGCAGAAAGACCCUGGGUACAAGCAAAGCUGGAUCUCUGUUAUAAUUCCAACACCAAAUUCACUUCUAGCGAUAUUCCUUGGGUAUGCUCAGUCUUUGCCAUAUUAGCUGUAGGCACACAAAUGGCACACAUGGAAGAGGACAGAGCAGACUCAGAGUCUAAUGUCCCAGAGGAUAUAUUUGCCUGCUCCGAAGAUGCAAUUGGACUUGGGUUUUAUCGUAUAGCUUGCAAGUUGGUUCCAGACGUCAUUCUCGCGGCAUCGUACGAAAGUGUACAAGCCUGUCUUAUACUGGCAGUUUUUGCUUUGCCGGUUUCUACUGGCGGCCUGUCAUAUACUUAUUUCGGCUUGGCUAUGAAGAUGGCCAUACAAAACGGUAUGCAUCGAAAGUAUACUGGUGAUGAUUUUGACAGAAAGACUGUUGAGCUCAGGAAUCGACUUUUCUGGUCGGUCUAUUCCCUAGAAAGGUGA
Penicillium angulare is the source of this 1128-nucleotide messenger RNA. RefSeq lists its product as uncharacterized. Lineage: Eukaryota; Fungi; Ascomycota; Eurotiomycetes; Eurotiales; Aspergillaceae. The record is from RefSeq and is a predicted model, not a curated record. Gene Ontology annotation, biological process: DNA-templated transcription; regulation of DNA-templated transcription. Gene Ontology annotation, molecular function: zinc ion binding; DNA-binding transcription factor activity, RNA polymerase II-specific; DNA binding. The transcript has 4 exons. The coding region runs from base 1 to 1128 and encodes 375 amino acids.